Molecule: messenger RNA, 3885 nt
Organism: Neurospora hispaniola
Lineage: Eukaryota; Fungi; Ascomycota; Sordariomycetes; Sordariales; Sordariaceae
Exons: 2
Coding region: 1-3885 (1294 amino acids)
Source: RefSeq, a predicted model, not a curated record
AUGACCUCGCCCGUGGUGUCACGUCCAGCUCUGGGCUUCGAGGUUGCCCUGGGAACACUCUACGACUCCCGCAGCGAUACCUUCCUCUCUCAUUCGCUCUUCAAAGAGACACCAGCCAAUGCAGUUGACUCUAAGGCAAAGGCCAGUUCAACUGCCAAACUCAGCAAAGCGACCACGUUCCGCCAGAAGCUUGCUGAUCUGGGUGUUGGAACCGAACUCGGAGCCAGCAUUCUUGCGGGGCUUUCUUCCAUUGACGGCUGUGGCCUUUACUUGGCCGACCAUCACAAAACCCCCGGCGAUGUUGCCCAGUCUUCCUUGCACUAUACAGUCACGACGGUUGAGGAGGAGCUCAACCUCACUGCUAGUGGUGUGAAAGACCUCAUCAUACCCGACGUUCUUGAUAGCACCAGCGCAACCCACGUGGUCACCGGCAUCACCUGGGGUGCUCAAUUCAUCGUCACAGCCCGCACCAAAGCCGACGACCCUACCCAUGUCGCUCGUCUCCAGCAAUGCCUCGACAAGGAGCUUGAAAGUCUGCUACAGGCUGCUCUCGAAGCCUCCCAUGCCAUCGAGUUUUCUUCCACGGAGCUAUAUGAUGACGGUAACAGCGUCCUUCAUGACAGUAUUUUGUCAGUUCUGGACAAUGGUCUCGCUGGUGAUCCACGGCCGCCAGCCGCCCCAUCUUCAACUAGCUUCAUCCACGGCCUUCGCAGUCGCCUCUACGCUACCAAUGAUGCCCAGGGAAAGCCUAUUCAGUACAUUCUUAUGCCCGUGUCGCUGCUCUCUAUGCUUCGCCUCGUCGACAUCCAACAUCAGCCCGUCAUUCACCAACCCAACAUUGAUUACCUAACGUACUUUAUUCAGUUCCUUGACGACUGGGCAGAUGCACAACAGAAGUUCAACAAUUACGUUGUCCGAUGCAAGAAUUGCCCCACGGCUAUUCCACCCGAUCAUCUACGUCUUAUUGUGCGUAAGCUCCGCCCUGUCAAGACUGAUGAGUUUGCCUUUAAAGCAAGCUUUGCAGAAGCCCUGAAAGAUGUUCGUUACGGCAAAGCAAACGAAGACAGGCUUCACAAUCUGCUUGUAGAGGCAGAGGGCAGUGAGCUGUCACCUGAGAAACUCCGCUCCAUGGCAAACCAUCGUGGCACGCUUGAUUUCAAGGACCAGAUGAGCAGUCUGGGAGCGACCUAUAUUGGCUACGGCUCCACUUCCCUAACCACGAUUCUCUCACGCGGGAGUUACGACGACGCUUUUGUUCUCAAUUUCAACAGUAGUCUGCGAAACUCACGCGAGUGGGACGAGACAAUCCACCUUUUCGAGGAACUUUCUGCCUGUAAAGGUCACCAGACAAUACUGAUUGCUGUCGACGCCGAUGCUGUCGGGCACCUUUUGGACAAGGUCUACAUCUGCCAAUAUCGGAGCGGGCGUGUUUUCAUCGAAGAUCUACUGGAGCAUCGCAAGAUUCUGGCAUCCAACUGUAUCAUGCAAUAUGACCAAGAGUGGCUGGACAGCUCCAUCAACACUAAGCCAGUUCAACGACGUCCUGUCAAGGUCCCCUGUCCCCACCAAGAUUGUGACCAGACCUUGCAUUGCCAGUGGAUUUGCGCUUUAUGCCGUUCACUUGUUGAGUACGGCCAUGUUGAUGACCGCCUUUACUGUGACUGCGGAGCUACUCCUUUCGAUCAUUGGGACUUCAAGUGUCAGGAUCAAAGACAUGGGCCAAGAUGGACACGGUAUGAGCGUCCUGUGCUAUCUCAGCUUCUCACCAACCUCAAGCCCUUCAACGAACUGAACAUAUUGAUUCUGGGGGAGACAGGCGUGGGAAAAUCGACAUGGAUCAACGCCUUUGUCAAUUACCUGAGCUACGACACUCUCGAGGAUGCGCUGCAAGCGGAUGACUUGAAGUGGGUGAUACCUUGCUCCUUCAGUACCCAGCUCAAAGACGACUCAGACGGAAGAGGCAAGUUUGUUCAGAAGGAUAUAAAGAUUGGGUCAAGCAAAAGUGAACAUGACGGAGCUCGCGGGCAGUCAGCCACCCAGUCAACUGCUGUCUACACGGUUGAUAUUGACAACACAAGAGUUCGGCUCAUCGACACGCCUGGUAUCGGCGAUACCAGAGGCUUGGAACAGGACAACAAGAACAUGGCUGACAUUCUUCAUGUCCUUCGCACAUACAAGAAACUUCACGGAAUCUUGAUUCUUCUCAAGCCAAAUGCCUCGCGACUAACGGUUAUGUUCCGAUUCUGCAUCAAACAACUCUUAACCCAGCUGCAUCGUAACGCAGCCACCAACAUUGUCUUCGGAUUCACCAACACCCGUGGCUCCAACUACAAGCCAGGCGACACUUUCAAGCCUUUGGAAGCCCUUCUAAGCAGCUACACCACGGUUCAGCUGGGUCUGUAUGAACAAAACGUGUACUGUUUCGACUCGGAGAGUUUUCGCUACCUCGCUGCUCAGAAGAAAGGCAUUGACAUGGGUCUCCUCGAGGACAACAUGCGAAGCUGGGAAUACUCCGUCGCCGAGUGUAAGCGACUCGUCAAAUACGUCGGGGAACUUGCGCCUCACAACGUCCGCAGCACCAUCAAUCUUAAUGAGACCCGUGACUUGAUCAUCAAGUUGACAGAGCCAAUGGCGCUCAUUGCACAAAAGAUUGCAAGUAGCAUUGCGGUCAAUAAUGAUCAAAUAAAACAACUCCAGUCAGCGAAGCUUUCCAGAGACGAACUCGAGAAAAGUCUCUAUAUCCAACGAGAGAGCGUCGAGUCUUACGAGGUGGAUGCGCCUCGUACAAUUUGUGCCCAUCACGACUGCGUUGAGGUACGAAGCGACUUCCAAGGACGUGAUGAGACAGUGGUUGUCUAUAAGCAAAUGUGCCACAAGCCUUGUGGCCUUGGGAACAGCGUCAAGAGAAACACAAAGGGUGAUCCUGCGCUCAAGCAGUGCUGGGCCAUGCAGAAUGAUUUUUGCAAGAUGUGCGGUCACAACUACAUGGAUCACAUGCACAUUUACUACGACUAUCGAUCAAUGACUUACAAGUACAAGGACAAAAACAUCGCACAGGAUCUGAUUGAGAGGGCCACGAGACUUGAGCUUCAGCAAAAGGCCAUCGACAUGCGCAAGGAGGCAGUGGCAGAGUUCAAGCUUGAGUAUGCUCAAGUUCAAGAGGCAGCCAUUCAGUUCGGCUUCUUUCUCAAGCGCCACGCCAUUGAACCCUACAACGAUGCCACCAUUGAGUAUGUCGAUCAUCUGAUCAACCAGGAACGCCUCAAGAUCAAGAGCGGAGGCAAGAAGGACACUCUGGAGAUGCUCGAAAAGUACAAGGCAGAACACAUCCAGAAAGUCAAAGUUCUCACCGAAGCCAUGGACAGGGGCGAUUCGGACCGCGUAGUGGACGACCAAGGUGUUCGGCAGCUCGUCGACAGCUUGUACGGCCUGCCACACUUUGGCGAAGACCUUCGGAGAAUUGUCACUGUCAAUGAGAAAGCUGCCGAGGGUUCAUUUCGGGAGCGGUCAUACAAUGUAUCAGCUGGAUCACACUGGAAAGGGACAAGCAAGAAGUUGACAGUACGCCGAAAGAAGAAUGAAAGCAGGCUGAUGGCCAUGUCCAACCGGUUCGCGCCCCUGGCCUCGAUGUCCGGACAUGGUCCUAUGAGUGGCGGCUAUUCGCAUGAACUUAUUCAUGUUCCCAAUGAAGGGAGACUUGGGCGUGAGGGAAGUCCGGUGCUGCAUCACGAAGUUGUCCAUGUCUCGCAUGAGGGAAGGCUCAGAGGGGAGGGGGGCCCGACGGCGAUGGAGAUGGAUUCUCACUGGGAUCCCACCGUUACAAUACGUCUACAAGCUUCGAGGCUUGCUCGCUUUCUUGGAUUCGGUGGAAAUGCUUCUGGGUAA